CCUCGUGCUGCCAGCACGGCGCACGUCCCCUCCCUUCUAGACAGAGACAACAACAUACCUUAAUAGGGGCGCGUCUCCGACACAGCCACCGACCAAUAACCCGUCUCUGUCUGAGCUAGCACCGAGGGGAUGAACGCUUGUCGAGGCCCAAUCAGCGCCUUUGUGUUGUUUGCCGGUGCCGGAGACUGGUUGUGAGGAGCAAUUGCAGCGCUUCAGGAUUUGACAGUAAACCGGGAGCCUGUGGAAACCGAGGGGUAAAGGCGAGACAGGAUGGAGCGGAUGUCCGAAGAGGCCCUGCGCCUGAACCUGCUGAAGCGCGGCCUGGAGACGUCUGCUGAGCGCGAGGAGGCCCUGGCCAAGCGCCUCAAGAUGGAGGGCCACGAGGCCAUGGAGCGCCUCAAGAUGCUCGCCCUGCUCAAGCGCAAGGACCUGGCCGACCUGGCGGCCCUGGAGGGGGCGGCGGCGGCGGCCGGGUCCCUGGGGGACGGGAAGGGGCCUGGGAUCAGCAGCCAGCACCAUCACCACCAACACCACCACCAGCAGCAGCAGCAGCAGCAGCAGCAGCAGCAGCACCAGAGCAUCAUGGGCGCCAGCGCGGCCUACGAGGAGAAGCUGAACGGCAGCCUGCGAGCGGGCGGCCACGGGGAGCUCAGCAAGAACGGGAAGGAGAACAUGAUGGACGAACCGGUGGACAUGAGCGCCAGUCGGAGAUGCGAGGCGGCCUGCGAGAGGCGCUCUCUCUCCCCGGACGUGAUCGUCCUGUCUGACAACGAGGCCACCAGUCCCAGGAGCAGCCCCCGCCCCGAGGAGAGACUGCACCAGGCCAACAGGGAGAUCUUCAGGGGGAAGACGGGCGUGGAGAGGCAGCAGAUGAUCAAGGUGCUGCGGGAGGAGCUGCGUCUGGAGGAGGCGCGCCUGGUGCUGCUGAAGAAGCUGCGUCAGAGCCAGAUGCAGAAGGAGAACGUGGUUCAAAAGGUCCCGGUGGUGCAGAAUGCCUCGUCUCUGCAGCCAACACCCAUUCACAGUUCUCAGGGGAUGGGGAAGCUGCCUGUUCGACCCGGCCUCAAUGCCGCAGAUCCCCAGAAUCUACGCAAUGUGCAGGGUCACUCAGUCAUCAGGUCAGCAGCCAACGCCAGCAACAUGCCCCAGAUGGUGAUGUCCCAGAGGGUUCUGGCGCCCAACCCCACCCAGCUGCAGGGCCAGCGGCUGAUGGGGAAGCCGGGGAUGGUCCGCACCAGCUCCGGCAUCAUGAACAACUCUGUGAGCUACCAGCAGGCUACCAGUCAGCAGGUGGCCGCCUCCCAGCGCACCGGCUCCAACGCCAUGUACAUGAACCUGGCCCAGAUGCAGGCCGCCGCCGCCGCCGCCGCCGCCGGGGCCAGCAGCGCCAGCGGCGGCGGCCUCGGAGGGGGCCUCGGAGGGGGUGGGGCCGCCAUCAGCCCCUCGUCGAUGCCCAGCGCGGCAGGGAGCGGGGUGAACUCCAUCGCCGACCAGGCCAGCAGCCAGGCGGCCGCCAAGCUGGCCCUGCGCAAGCAGCUGGAGAAGACGCUGCUGGAGAUCCCCCCGCCCAAACCCCCGGCGCCGCUGCUCCACUUCCUGCCGUCGGCCGCCAACAGCGAGUUCAUCUACAUGGUGGGGCUGGAGGAGGUGGUGCAGAGCGUCAUCGACAGCCAGGGGAAGCUGCGGGGGACGCUGUCCCGCAUGGAGCCCUUCUACUGCGCCCAGUGCAGGACCGACUUCACCCCCCACUGGAAGCAGGAGAAGAGCGGGCGGAUCCUCUGCGAGCAGUGCAUGACCUCCAACCAGAAGAAGGCUCUGAAGGCGGAGCACACCAACCGCCUGAAGAACGCCUUCGUCAAGGCCCUGCAGCAGGAGCAGGAGAUCGAGCAGAGGCUGCAGCAGCAGGCCGCCCUGUCCCCCAGCACAGCCCAGAACACGGGGCAGAACGCCAGCAAGCCAGAGUCCAUGAUACGACAUCACGCUCUCCGUCAGGCGCCACAGCCCCAGGCCCAGAUGCAGCGGGGGAUGUCCAGCUCGGCGCGCGGCGUCCUGUCCAACUUCGCCCAGGCCUCCCAGCUGUCGGUGGCCACCAGCCUGAUGGGCAUGACGGGUGCCAAGCGCUGCACCAGCGGGGGCGGCGGCGGCGGCAACGGCGGGCCCGGGGGCAGCAGCGGCGGCGGCGGCGGCAGCAACCGGCUGCAGCACGACAGCCGACGCCAGAUCUACAACAUCCCUGGGUUAAACAUUGCCUACCUGAACCCAGCCGCUGUUGGAAGCCACAAGAGUCCCAGCUUAGCCGACCGGCAAAGGGAGUACCUUUUGGACAUGAUCCCACCUCGCUCCAUCUCACAGUCCAUCUCUGGACAGAAGUAGUCCUCUCGCCCCCCUCCCACUAACUCCUUUAAAAACCACCCUGACACUGCACUCUCCCCUCAAUCAACAUGCCCCUACCCAUAGCAUGCAGUGCCUGUCCAUGUGCCUACCUUAAACUAACCCCAGAGAACAGCAAUCAGCAAGACAAAUACACCAAACUUGUCGGUCCACCCAAAAUGUCUUACUUUAUAAUUGUUUGACGAGGUUGUUAAAUUAUGAACCUGUUGUGAUUAUUCUAUGCUGUGUUUUCUAAGUAUCACAGCCACGUUCCUUUUUGUUGGCGUUUUUUUCAUUUUGCUUUUUCAGCCCUGUUUGCGAGAGGGACUCUUAUGGAUGGCUUUGAUCCCACGGGUGCUCGUACAGGGAGGCUCCCAGGAAGUUGUUGAACGGGACGCGAUGAGUUGGCAGUGUGUUUGCGAGAGCGCUCCUGACCAGGCCACACAAAGCAUUUCUCAGUGUUAGUCUGACUUUUGGAGUUCAUUCUGAAAUCCAUUGAGCUCGAAAUUAAAAGCUAGUGUUGCAGAAUAACGUGUACCAUACGGUUUAAAAUAUGAAACAGAUCUUUUUAUACCUACACAACCUAAUGAAUUAAGGAUAAAUUAUUUGGUGCAUGUCAAUAUUUAGUUGAACAACACAAAUGAGCUCAUUUUAGCCAUAUCAUCUACACAAAAUAGGAUGUUAAAUAGAUAGUAUUUGCAUUGAUUGAGUACAUGAGCCUGAACUAGUCGGUUUGCAAGUUAAGACUGGAGGGAUGAAUGUUUAUGCGUUCUGGCUACUGGAAACCGGGCAGGUCAGGGACAGCACACACAGGCUUACCCACACACCACCUUCAAAUAUAUUAGCCAUUCUUCAGAGAGCCACACACUCAAGUGCAGAGUGAAGCCAGCGAUUUUAGCCAGCUUUUACAUUUCUGUUGUAUCCCUUCUCUAAUUGUAGCAUCUAAUUGUUGUAGCAUUAACGAACGCAGAAGAAUCCAAGCCUUGGCAGAUUAUGUCAAUUUGAUUUGUUGCUCUUCAUAUAGAGAUCCUUAAUUUUGUCUUUGUGUGUACAGCUGUAGAGCGUGUAUGGCUUUUGUGGCCGUCAUUAUACCUUCCAUUGUUUGGUUCAGUUCACCUCCAUGCAUGAUGGGAAUCUUCUAAAGAGACUAAACAUGUUAUUAAACCUUAAUUGUGAAUGUGGGUGGGUUCUCUCCACUAAAGUCAUACAUUCUGCCAAUAGGUCAAUAGGAUGGAAUUGAGUGAAUAUUGAUUGCUAACAACUUCACUCUUGUCGUUUUUCUGCAUAUUUUUCACCAUAAAUGGCACUGGCAGCGUCUCGGAAGUAAUACUACGGCUAUUCAAACCGUUCGUUUUUAAGAGCUAUAUAAUGCUGUUAAAAACAUGCAUUUAACAAAGCUAUACACGGCUACACAAGUUAUACACAUCAACAAUUUUGAAGACCUAGGGAUUCAACAGUAAUAAGUACACUGUUUCGUUCACCAUGGCGUCCACAGGGAUGUUUCCAGUUCACUAAAGUCCAUGCCUAUGGUCUCUGGUCUGUGCAUUGCACUUAUUAAGCUCAAUAAGUGUUUGUGAUAGUCGUUAUUUUUUUCGUGGUUGAACAUUAUCUGUGUGAUAAAUCGAUAAGCUUGUAAAAUAAUACAAUUGGUAUCAAUUAUUUCAACAUUUUAAUACAGCAAAAAAUUAGAUUAUGCAUAUUUCCCUGCAGAGAUUGUACGGAAGCCUCUAGCCACUACACCAGAUUUGAUGGACAACCCAGAAAAGCACCAGGGGUCUCAUUUAUAACCGUUGCGAACGCACAAAACUGGGCUGAAAUUGGCGUUCGUGACUUUCCACGCCAAGGUUGUGAUCUAUUAAAAACUAACUUGACGGGAGAAUGUGCGCAGCCCUAAGCAAACUCUGACCCAUGCGUACGCAUGGUUUGGAGGAAAAGGAGAAUUGGCGACACAGACGGUGUGGUGGUGAACUGAAGUCAGACAGAAGAAAUGUAGAGAAGAACGAUUAUGUUUUAUCAUCGCCUUUCAUACGAUUAAUUUCAACCCGUAUCAUGCGUUAAAUCUAUGUACCGGUAAUCAGAAUAAUUUAAGUCAACUGCGUUAUUUCUCAGUUAUAACUCCAGAAACAUCUCCUUAGAACGAAAUCAAAAUUCUAAAUCAAAAUUCUCUCUAUUUAAUCCCGUCACUCCAUACUGUCCAACAUGCGUCAAUAACAUAAUAUUUUUGUGACACUGUAAACACAUACUCGAAUGUCAAUGAAAUCCCAAGUGUGGAAAACCAAGCCACAUACUCCUCAUCACAAUCGUUAUAUUAUUGUCCGUUCCUCUUGAUGCUUUUCAUGACAAAUCAGGCAUUAAAAAGGGGUUAUGUUCAAAAACAUUUUACGUGGCUGAUUACAAACUGAUUAUCCAAGGUGUUCUCGGUCAGUCUUUUUACCGUAACCCUAUAAAUACAGCGGUGAGCCCCGUGCGUAAUGCUGCACCAUAGCACUGCUGGCACUGCUGGAGGAACAUGCUUUUCUCAGUCCUUCUGCCAUUGUUUCCGACAAGACAUAAUACUUGCGUUUGAGUCUGUUUUUUAUAUGCAGAUCGCAUUCAUGAGGUAGUUUGCAAUGACCAUUUAUGGUUAAAAAGGGGCGUGUACAGGGCGGAACGUGAAGCUCGAUUCAGCUGCGCACACUUGUAGGCACUCUGUGAUUUAUAAAGCAUAUAUUGCUUUUGGGCAUACGUACACUUUUAGUAACGAUCCCACGCACAGUUUUAUAAAUGAGACCCCUGGGCAGUCAAAUUCAGCCUGUGGCCGAGAAGACGGCUAUGUGUAUUUGUUUCUAUACCCCAACACUUUCUCUGCUCACAGUCACCCCCUCAGAAUAGUCAUGGUUAAGAGGCGUUUAUAGAUCAACAAAGAUAUAUAAAUGUGUAGAAAAGAUACAUCGUCCCCAUUUUAUUUAGCAGUAAAACUCUUGACCAAUUUUAAUCAGCUAUAUCAACUAUAGCGCAAAUAUAAUGAAUGACAUAGAUCAUUUAAUUGCUAUUAAAAUAGUUGUUCAAGACCUAAUGUGAUUCUGACCGUCGUUCAUACGGUAGUGACGGCUACUAAAAACUAAUUUAAGUGUCUGCAAUAAUGGGCGAUAAUGGGCAAAUUACAAAGAUGUAGUCAGCAAAGAACUGAACGCCAGCAGUAAGUCAACAUUUAAUUUGAACAUUCGGUUCGGCAAGGGUUAUCAUUUAGCUUUUAGUGUAUGGUUAUUGGCUCCUCUGAGUGGUGCACUUCCAGCGCAUUGAGGGUAGGAUGCUGCAUUUAGAGGGUUAACGCGAUGUGUGGAUUUAUGUUGUUCAUUUCAAAUUGCGUUUAAUGUCGUACAAGUGUUCCACUGAAGAGUUUGAGAACGCUUGCCUGCCUUGCCUCCUCCUUCCCCCCUGCGUGUGGUUAUUUGUUAGAACUAGUUGUAUGCAUAGUGCAAGCGCUUCAUCAGAAUUCAAAUGCUGGCAUCGACACUGCUCACAAUAGGUUUAUUACUCACUCCCUUGCAUUACAAUCUGGUAGGAAUGGUGGAAGGAAUUAUUUAGGCCCCAGUUCCGAAUUUGCAUUUGCUUUGUAAUUUUAUUUUUUUAUUUCAUUAGUUUGGAGAGUCGAAAACUCUUAUUACCAGAAGAACGUUUGGAGAGUCCUAUCUUGUGGGGCUGAUUUUUGGAUUUAUUUCGUUUUUGUUAAAAGUAUUUUGUUUUUAAUAUUGGCACAAUAUUGGCAUCUUAUUAUUUGUGGUACAGCGACAAAAAUGGACAUACUGCAGAACAUAAUUAGGUAGACGUAAACGUGCAAUGGUGAGAAUGAUUUCCAUGAAGACCGCUAUCCAGACUGUUAGACUUCCUUCUUUUAUUGUGCUUAGUAGUCGUAGUACUAGUAGUAGUAUUAUUAGUGGUGGUGAUAGUAGUGGUGGUAGUUGUAGUAGUAUUAGUAGUAGUAGUAGUCUAUAUUUUUUCACGUGUGAAUAUUUAGACGCGUCGGCACAUAGUUAUUUUUAGGAUAUGCAUUGUGGGAUUGUCUUUUUUCAGUUUGAUUUUUUUAUAAUUGGAAUCACUUCUUGUCGUAGAGUGACCAAUUCAAUACAAGAACACAUUGUUUGACAUUUAUAUGUGCCAUAUUGAGAAGAAUUUGCAAUAACCAAGAGCCUAGUACAGACUCCCGGCAUGCCUUCUUCAAGAACACGGAUGAACGAACAGGCCCUUGGAAACAGAAAAAUAUAAACGGAAGGCACAACAAUUUAUUAGACGUAACCAGGAAACUGAGAAUGGUGCAGUCGUAAUAUUAAGAGGCAAUCUGGGAUCAGUACUCCUGUCAACCGACCCGUGGCCAAAACUAUUGAUCCAAUACUAAGUAGUGCAUCAACAGCCUCCAUGUCCCUUGUGGUCCAGUAUGCAGACGUUUCAACUCGCUAGUUACUUGUGGUACCAUGUGUUACUUUCAAACUUGACAUAAACUUGAAUUUGAAGGUGGAAAAAGAUGCUUGUGUCGCUUAAGAAAUAGCCUUUCUACCUAGAGACAUUUUUUCUUUUUUUUUCGGGACAGUUUUCUUCUUUUUCCUGUUGUAUUAGUGUAUUCUGAUUGCUAUUUUCGCGUUGUGAAAAAUGUUUUUCUAACGUCUCCUGAAUAAAAUGGUGUUGUACCUGAGAGGUACCAAGGCCCCUUGGAGACGAUAAUCAAACGAUAUCUAUAUUGAAUAUAUAUAGAUGCCUGGCUCGAGAGGGAAAAAAUGGAUAUGGAUCUUAUCCAAUGCAAGAGAGACUUGGAUUAAUCAUUGUGUGAUCGCACACAGUUCGCCUCACUCUGGAGGAGCACUUUUCAUAUUUCCUAUUGAAAAGACUUAUUUUAAUGGAAAAGUCGUACAAUUUCAAGACAUUAGAUGGGUUGGAUAAUAUCUUAUUGUUUGUGAGAGAGUGUCGCGGGAGAUUACUGUAUGUUGUUUGUCAUUUUAGUGUAUACAUCACUUAUUAAGUCAGUUAUUUUGUUAUAGUAUUCUUUGCCUUUCUUGGAUAAAGUGUUUAGCUUUCUUCAAGUCCAAUGAUUUACAUCUUGUGCUGUUUUCCACAAAGCACUUGAAUUUUUUUCUUGUGGAGUCAUAUACACUCCAGUGUUUUCAGCGGUCCAAAUAUUUGAGCAGUGUUUAGUCGAUUUAAAGUAUUAUUCUGAAGUUGAGAAGACCACAAGAGAGCUUCAAACUCCAUAGUGGGAAAUGGUAGGAGUUACCGAUCACACAGGGCUUUCAUUUGGCAAGCUCUUCAACACUCUUUUCUGUCCCUUAUGUAUUUCAAUGUGUAAUGAGUCAGAAUUAGCUAAUAUCAUACAUUUGUUCAUUAACACAAACAGACCUAUUUUAGAAAUAUUUCUGUAAACAAAUCCAAGUAUCAUGUUUUCUUAAGCCUUGUUUUGUUGCUUGGUCUCGUAAACCUUUAAAAUGGGAAUAAGAUCUGUUAUGAGAAAAAAAUUCUGGGCUUCCCAAAAUUGCAAUUAGAGUUGUUAACGCCCAUCCCCUGGUCUGGGCAGCCAGUCUGACAUGUUUUUAAGAGUAUUAUGCUGUUUUUGUACAUGAUGAAACGCAUUGAAAUGAGAACGAGCUGCACUCAUAGCCCUAUAGCCUUGAAACUACCUAGGUUUUAAUUAAUCAGUGCAAUACAUACAUUGAAGUUUACAUUUUGAAUAAUUUGUUUUUGUGUGUCAUAUAAAAAAUGUUAAUGGUUUAAAAACAGUGUCUCCCACUUGCCCUCUCUUCCAACUGUAAAAACGUCCAGAUAACUUUGUAUCUAGAUUUCUUUUUUUAAGGUACAUUCAUAAGCUUGCCAAAACCAUUCUUUUUGUUAACAUCCCAUGGUGAAGUAAAAAAAAUCAAAAACAAAUGUAUUGACUAUAAAAUGGAACAAUAUUUGCUAUGUUGGAAGUAUUGACUUAAUGUAAAUAAGCUUUUUUCCUCCCUUGUACUAAAAAAGGAAUCAAUUUAAAUGGUUGUAUAUUGUGUAAAAACGCAAACAAAAAGCCAUGAAUAUUGUGAAGCUUGUCAUUUCGUUUUGUGAUUUCCCCGUAUAUUAUUGUGUUACAAAUGUGCAAAAUGUAUGAGAUUUAACUCUUGUUGUAGAUCUCCCAGAAUGUGUUUCCUUUUGUAUUGUUUUGGGAGGAAAGUGGUCAUUGGUUUACAGGGGAGAUAUAAUAGCAUUUGGUUCUGGUAUCGAGAGUCCCAUGCACCCCAUCCAUCCCAAGUUCUUUGUAGAAAGAAUAUGCACCAUAUUUCUUUAACUGGGCAUGUAAAGUGAAAUGCCUCUCCUACUUGGGGUUCAGGUGUGAGUAGUUGUGUACCAACAUUACCUCAAUAAUGUCAAACCAAUUCUGUUUCGGGAUACAAAUAAGCUGAUCUUGGUAUAGAUGCAUUCAGUAUUUUUACAUGAUCUCAAUUAAAUGUAUAUUCUUGGCAACAAAUUGCUCUUCUAAAGGAUAAGAAGGUAAUACUGAAUGAAAUGCUUUUGCUUAAAUACUCUAGCAUUGAAAAGGUCAAGGCUAUCCUCUCUAUUUUAAAUGUUGUAAACCAUAUAACAAAAGUGAUCACUUUUCCUAGGAGCUGGAAAAUACAAUAUGAAUAGAAAUCUGUUCUAUUGUCACAUUAGUUGCUGUUGAAAAUGCAGGGAAUAUUAAUGUUAUCGAUUAAAAUUUGACAUCAGGAGAAUGAAUGACAAUAUUAGUUAAGUAAAUUUAAUCUGAUAUUUAAUAAAUCAGUUUGUAUUUUGCUCAUGACAUUAAUCCUUACCUUUUGCACAUCCUUGAUAUUUAAAUGUCUUCAGAAAAUAAAUUUAGAUUAGCUGUUUAAAUACUGCCAAUUGAUUGAAAAAAAUUAUGCAUUGACUGAAAAAAAUAAGCUAAUUUUGAAGGAAAAACUUUGUAAUAUUUAUCUCUUGCAAGCUAUGUUUAAUAAAGGUUGAAACAAUUCUGUUAUGCAGUGUGACAUAUGUAACCGCUGACAUUUUCAUAUUACACAAAUUCCUCGCUACAAAUUAAUCUACAAAUUAAAAUAUGUGCUCCAAAACACGGCACAAGUCUCUCUCACGAGGAGGUGAUGGCAGUACAUUUGCUGUCAUCUGAGAAUGGUAAGGUUUGGUAUUUAACAUCAUAUCAAAUGACGUAUUUGGUAUAUUAUAUAAAUGUAUUUAUAUUGAACUAAUGUAAAGCUACUUUUGGUACAUUUGAAACAACAGUAUUCAAAUGUACAAACAAAAAGAAUCCCAAAUGAAAUAUAUUCCUUAUACUGAUUAUCUUUGAACUGUUUAUCAUUACUGUGAAAAAUAACAUUUGGUUUGGGUGUAAAAGGUCAUUUGAAGUUAAGCAUAGCACUGAAAAGGCAGCCAAAUUAGUUAUAGCUGUGAAGGAAUAGGAAUGGGACCUAAAUGAAACGUCAGGUGUUUGGUGGUCGGGGGUGAACUGGUCACUAGUGGGGAUCUUUUUAAAAUCUUAAUUGAGCUAACUGGUUAGGACAUUAAAAUGUCAAUCCCUAUAAUAUUGAUUGAGGCCUUGCCUCUAUGGAAAUCUUCACGUCCCUGUCUGAUCAUAUGGUUAGAUAGCUACAUUAAAAGGAUAUAAUUUUAAGUAUGCACAUGGGGCAUUACACAUAGCCCAAGUUCACAGGUAAAUCUACACUCAUUCCAAUGGUUACUCUGAACUAGGCCAACUCACAGAGGACGUCCACCAGAUAUCCAGCAGACUAAAUCUCUGCUAUGCCAUUUUUCGGUGAGUCAAAAUCCUGUGGUGUUGUGGCUUAGUGCUCUGAUAUGGGUUACCACGUGAUGAUGGGUCACAUGGGUUAUUCUGCUGUUGUGCACUACUGAGGUGCGCCGCACUUGUGCAAGAUCCGAUCCCACGUUCAAUGCCAAGGCCCGAAGACCGAAUCCAC
Molecule: messenger RNA, 10298 nt
Organism: Gadus chalcogrammus (walleye pollock)
Lineage: Eukaryota; Metazoa; Chordata; Actinopteri; Gadiformes; Gadidae
Gene: gatad2b
Product: GATA zinc finger domain containing 2B
Exons: 11
Coding region: 271-2373 (700 amino acids)
Biological process (GO): negative regulation of transcription by RNA polymerase II
Cellular component (GO): NuRD complex
Molecular function (GO): sequence-specific DNA binding
Source: RefSeq, a predicted model, not a curated record